This is a messenger RNA of Apis cerana (Asiatic honeybee), 3045 nucleotides long. RefSeq lists its product as uncharacterized. NCBI's taxonomy places the organism in Eukaryota, Metazoa, Arthropoda, Insecta, Hymenoptera, Apidae. The record is from RefSeq and is a predicted model, not a curated record.
GUAGAAUUUAUGCUUUCAGUUGCGCGUGGUCUUCGAAAGUGCGCGGACGUAGUGUAGUGUGUUGGAAUUAAUAUUUAUAUUAUCGAAAAGUAAUCGCGUUAUUUAUUACGCUUUAAACGUUUUUAUAAUCAUUUUUAUUAACUUGCGAGUGUUUUUACGUUAAAUAACAAAUAUUUAAUUUAUUAUUUACCACAUGGUGACGCAAAUGAAGGAUUUUAACGUAUCAUCAGAAUCUAGCGGCAUGUUCACAUACGUUAGAAAUACCGGCACUCAUCUAUCAACGUUAACAAGAAUCUUGGGCGUGUGUACUGCAGUUGUUGUGUGCGGCGUCGGAGCGGAUGUGGCGUACCAUCAGCACGUCAUGGGGUUUUACGUUACAGCAGCAUCUGGUUUGAUAUUCUUUCUCGAGAUUACAUGGGCCAUCACCUUGUUCGUCCAGAUCUGUGUCAGGAACGACGAGUCUCUUUGUUCAUGCUGUUGGUCGGCAGUGUUGGCGAUAACAAGAGGUUGGCGGAGGGCAUUGUUUUAUCUACCAUUAUCCUGUAUUUUGGCAUGGAAACCGUAUAGUCUAUGGUUGUCCUAUGUUGCGGCCGGACUUUUGGCAGUGCUAUCCUUGCUGCAUAUUACAUCCAGUGCUUUGGGCAUACGUGGUUCCUGCCAGAUGAGCAAUGCCACGGAUUCAGUUGGCGAGAGCCUUCUAAAUACUAGGCCUGAGAAUUACGAUCGUUUUGAAGAAGUUUUGAAAAGAACCUUUUUUCUAAGAUCGAGUGCAUCGCACAAGGUGACGGAAGUACUGGACGACGGUGUGUCUGGACCAACAGGACGAGUGGGAGACAGCGAUGGGGAAAUAUGACACGAACGUCAGCCCUCGUGGGCAAGCGAAUCAGACGAGGAUAGUGAACCGGAACAAAGGACAUGUCAAAUAGCUACGCUAUCUUAGUCGUUGAUAGGAGACAGAAGAAACGCCGAUCUCGACAUUUUGCAAACGAUGUCAAAAUUCAAGCUUCUUCCGCGAUAUACAGAAGCCAAUGGCAUUUUUGCGAGAAUGUAAUAUACAGAAAAGAAAGGAAGGAGAAAGCUUUGCGUGUUCGAAAAGUUACAGAAAAGUUGAACAGAGGAACGAUGAAACUUUCCGAAGGAAGUUCAGCGGUCCAAAAAUGAACAGGUAAAAUACGAGACUCGUUGAGAAAUUUGAUCAAAGAUGAAGAGUGUCGGAUUAUUGAGAUAUGUAAAAAUAUUUGCAAGAUUUCUCGUUUUCGUUUUGCAUAGUUGAAAUUUUUUACGAGUCAAUAUAGUUGAUAGAUUGAAAUAUCGCAUACGUUAGAACAGUGUUUCCUAAUCAAUGUCACGAAAAUAAUAUUAAAAUUUUAUGAAACAUAAAAAUAUGUAAUAUUUAUUGAUAUUUAUAAAUAAUGUUGAAAAAUAGAAUUUAUAUAGAUCAAUGCACAAUAAAAAUUCAUGGUUACAUUAAAUAACAUAUGAUAUAAUAAAGUAUUAUUUUUAUCUACAUUUGAAAUAAUCGAUAUUAAAUUUUAUUCAAUUUUUGAUUAAAUCUUACUCUAAUCCUUAGUUGAUAUGAAUAUUUUAAAAUAUAACAAAUAUACUAUCAUAUCAAAUUACUUUUAAAAAGAAUCAGGAAACACUGGAUUAGAGAUUGUUGCAUAUGAUUUGCAAUCGGCCUUAGAUCAUUAAGAGUUCCUUUCGAUAUAUAUACGCGCGCGUUCAAAUGUUAUUUAAAAAAAAAAGCUGACAGUUUCUCAUGCUCUAAUGUUUAAUGACGAUGUUUUAUUUGUAUUUGUGUAAGUAGUAAAUGUUUUAAAAUAAUUAAUCAUAAAUGAUUGUAUUCUAAUGACUGUGAAGAUAAAUUUCAGAGUGAUGUAAAAAAUUUGCGUAGGUGAUUCGGAAAAAGAGUUAUGAAUAAUAAAUUCAAUCAUAAAUUUGAGAAUAUCGUAAAAUUAUAAUAUUAUUCUUUUUUUAAAAUAAGAAUAAUAAUUAAAAUUAUUGAUAUUAUUAUUAAUAUAUUUAUUAAUUAUAAAAUUAUUAAUAAAUAUUAAAAUAAUUUGUAUAAAUAAGAAUUUAUUUAAAUAAAAAUUUUAUUUCUGAAAUUUAAAAAUUUUUAAUUUAUUUCAAAACAUAAUAAUGAAAACAGAAAAAAUCUCAAAUUUAUGAUGAAUAACAUAGCAUGUAUAAAUGAAUAAUAGAAUAUGUGAUAGUAAAUAAUAUGUUUUGAGCAUGUAUUAAUUUAUGAAAAUAUAAUUCUGAUAAUAAUAGCUUAUAGAAUUAAUAUAGGCAUUUAUAUUUAAAUAGCUUUGCAAUUUUAAAAAAAUAUAAUAACUGUUUCUAAAAUCGUAAAAUUAGUGCAAAGUUAUUAUGAUUGUUAAUGAUUGUAUGAAUGAAUAUUAUUUAUUUAUAUUUUUAUCGAAUGGGAAGAGAGAAAUAAGAAUGAUAUGUUUUUACAACUAUGCUCGAUUUUAUGACUAAUUAAUAAUAAUUAAUAAUAAUACAAUAUAUAAUUAUUCAAUUAACUAUUAUAUAUCAUAAAGAAUAAAAAUGAAAAAAUUAUAAAAUUUAUAAUUUUUAAUACUUGUUUUUUAAUAUCAUUAUAUAAUGUUUUCCACGUGUACAUGUCUAGAUUUAAAUAAAAAAAAUAAUAAUUAAAAUAAAUUAUUCUCAUUCUUAUUAUUCCGUAUAUAAAUUUAAAUACAUGUUUUUUAACAUGUUACAUAUUCAAAAUUAUAGUUUUUACUUGAAAGUAUGACAAAACAUAUGAGAAAGAAUGUGAUAAAACAAAAAUAUUAUAAAACAUUAUAAAUGCAUUGCUAAGAUUUAAAGAAGAUACAUUUAUUUGUUACAAAUGGUUUUGUAUGUAACAAUAUAUAUUAUAUCACAUUAUCAAUUGUACAGCAUAUGAUCGCAUGAUGUAUAAAUCAGUAGUAAUAUUUCCAUAUAAGCGAAAUUAAUUGUAAAUUUAAUAUUAAACAAUGUUAAUUAAAUUAUUAUAUAUGUAUGGCAACCUAUAAUAAAAAUCAAAAUAUAAUUAAUAAA